Messenger RNA from Ctenocephalides felis (cat flea), 3739 nucleotides. RefSeq names its product transcription elongation regulator 1. Gene Ontology annotation, cellular component: nucleus. The transcript is spliced from 14 exons. NCBI's taxonomy places the organism in Eukaryota, Metazoa, Arthropoda, Insecta, Siphonaptera, Pulicidae. Gene Ontology annotation, molecular function: RNA polymerase binding; transcription coregulator activity. Bases 186 to 3686 code for a protein of 1166 amino acids. The record is from RefSeq and is a predicted model, not a curated record.
UGUCACUCUCACUUCUGAUAAAAACAAAAUCGUCUAUGGGCGAUCAGCGCUACUAGUUAGUAAAGCAAUGAACAUUGCAAUGCGUGUAGGUUGUGUUUUGUUUGAUUCUGUGUGAUUGGAAUAAACUGUACCAAAAUAAAGUAAACUUCGUAGAAAAUAAGUGCAAUAUAAAUCUAAACAAUAAAAUGGAUGUUGAAGAUAACAAAGCCGUGGGCAUGGCUCAAGAGGAGCACGAUGAUGUUUAUUUUGAUGGUGAUGAACAAGGCGAUGUCGACGAAAUGCAAGCUCGUUUCGGGCGUCCUGGAGCUUUUCGUGGUGGCAGAGGAGGAGCUAUUCCAAAUUGGGGACCAUUAGCUAUAUCUCGCUUUCGAGGAAGGGGAUAUGGUCCUACCGGACCACCAAUGAGAGGAGGACGAGGUGGUCCACCUCCAUUAUUUUUUCGUGGUCGCGGUGGUAGACCACCAUUUGGUCCAAAUGGACCAAAUGGCAUGGCAAACGGCCCACCAAAUUUUGAUGGACCAGCUUGGGGACCUUUAGGCCCUCCGGGAAUGAUGGGUCCAGGAGGACCUAAUGGACCAGGUGGCCCUCCUUUUGGACCCCCAGGUAUAAUGAGUGGACCAAUGGGCAUGGGACCACCUUCACAGAUGAUGGGUCCCAAUAACAAUAGUCCUUUUGGACCACCAGGAAUAGGACCACCGCCCAUGAUGUUAGAGUUGUGGGUAGAAACGAAGUCAGAUGAUGGUAAAUUCUAUUUUUAUAAUGCUUGUACCAGAGAAACAACAUGGACAAAACCUGAAGGACCAAAUGUCAAGAUAAUUUCUCAAUCAGAAAUUGAGGCUAUGAAUCAGAAUCAGAUGAUGUUGGGUCCAAAUCAUAUGGUUGAACCACAGCAGACUAUGCCUAAUCAACAAGCUGAAUGUAAAAAUGGUGACACAUCACCAGCAGAGAGUAGCAUCAAGCCCGGAGGUCCUAUUUCUGUACCUGAUAAUUCUAGUGAUGAUCAAAGUAUUCCAGCUGCUAUGUCUGUUAAUAUGAUGGGUUCCUCCAGUGUUAUGAAUAUGGGACCUAAUGGACCUACCGGAAUGACAUCAAAUUCAGGAGGUAAAGUAGCGCCCAAUGCGGGUAAUAUGAUGCCAGGCUUAGGUCCUGGAGGACCAUUUCCAGGAAUGCCUCCUAAUUUUGCUCCACCUCCGUUUGGUAUGCCACCUCCAACAAAUUGGUCAGGAAUGCCACCGCCACAGUGGCCAGUUGGUGGUCCGCCUCCUUUUUUGAAUAAAAUUCCUACUGCUUUAAGCAAUCUUCCAACGGCUGCUAAGGCAUCAGAGAAUGUUGUACCAACUAAUUCAUUGGAUCCCAUUCUUGUGGGAAAAGCAGCUGAAUGGACUGAGCAUAAAGCUCCUGAUGGACGAAGCUACUUUCACAACGCUAAGACAUCUGAAUCAGUAUGGGAGAAACCACAAGCUCUCAAGGACUUAGAAGCAAUCAAACUCAUACAACAGAAUACACAAGCUUCAGUUACGAUUAAUGCAGCCAUUUCUCAGUCAAGCAAUAAACCUCAAAUAACAGAACAUUCGAAAGACACUUCAGCAUCCCCUAAAGAAGGUGCUUCAGUUGCAACUGAUGGCAACAAAUCAAAGGAAGACUGCAAGACUGUAGUUGCUAAUGAAGUUAAAUCUGAUAAGGUUACAGUGACCCCAAAAAAAGAAGAAGAGAAAAAAACUGUGCAGAAAGUACAAGAUAAAAGUAAACCAGUCUCUAGCACACCGAUAUCUGGAACACCAUGGUGUGUUGUCUGGACAGGUGAUGGUCGUGUUUUUUUCUACAACCCAUCUAGCCGUACUUCUGUCUGGGAGCGUCCAGAGGAACUCUCUGGUCGUGCUGAUGUAGAUAAGGCUGUCUCGAGUCCUCCUCCUGUAGCUCAACCAGGUGCAACUAAUGCAGCGAUUGCCAAGCUUAAUGAAGCGAGUAAACAGACCGUGAAAAGAGAUCAAGAUGACGAUGGUGCUGAAUCUCCACCUAAUAAGAAAACAAAGAAAGAAGAAUCAGCUAUGUCCAGCAUUGCUGAUAAAAAACAUAUUGAUAUUGGCAAAGAAGCAGCAAUAGAAGCUGAAGUACGAGCAGCACGAGAACGUGCCAUUGUGCCCUUAGAGACACGCAUCAAAUCUUUCAAAGAGAUGCUACAAGAAAAAGAAGUAUCUGCAUUUAGCACUUGGGAAAAAGAACUACAUAAAAUCGUUUUUGAUUCUCGUUAUCUUUUGCUAACUUCAAAAGAGAGGAAACAAGUUUUUGACAGAUAUGUUAAGGAUCGCGCAGAAGAGGAAAGAAGAGAAAAACGUUCAAAAUUAAAGCAACGGAAGGAUGAAUUUAAGGCUUUGAUGGAUCAAGCACAUUUACAUGGAAAAUCAUCUUUUAGUGAUUUUGCUGCUAAAUAUAGUAAGGAUGAACGUUUUAAAAAUAUUGAAAAAGUUCGUGAACGUGAAGGCCUUUUUAAUGAAUACAUAAUAGAGCUGCGCAAAAGAGAAAAGGAAGAUAAGUUACAGAAAAGAGAACAGAUUAAAAAGGACUUCCUGAUGAUGUUGAGAGAACAUAAGGAUAUAGAUAGGCACUCGAGAUGGGCGGAUGUCAAGAAGAAAGUAGAAAAUGAUCCACGAUAUAAAAAUGCGGAUUCAUCAGCCACUCGUGAAGAUUGGUUCAGAGAUUAUUGUAGGAUACUCAAAGAUGAGCGUAAACGCGAAAAGGAGAAGGAAAAGGAGAAAAAAGAGUCCAAGGAGCGCAAAGAACGUAAGGAUUCAUCAUCUAAACAUGAAAAUAAAAAAGAAUCGGGUAAGAAGGAUGAAAAAAAUGUGAGUGCGGAUUCAGCAUCCGUAUUAUCUUCUGGGGAGCAACUGAGUGAAGGAGAGGGAUCUCAUAAGGAGCGCACACUAAGCAACAACAGUAUGACUGAAGAGGAAGACGAAAAGCAAAAGGAAAGAGAAAAGAAAGCACGGGCAGAGCAGAGCAUAAGAGAGAGGGAGAAGGAAGUGCAGAGAACUCUAGCUACUCACAUGAGAGACAGGGACAAGGAGAGAGAACAUCACAAGCGGGAUGAAGCCGUGCAGCAUUUUACGGCGCUUUUAUCUGAUUUGGUACGCACCGGUGAACCAACAUGGCGUGAGGCAAAACGGCUUCUUCGUAAAGAUCACCGAUGGGAUUUAGCUGAUCUUCUUGAUCGGGAAGAAAAGGAACGGCUAUUUGAUACGCAUAUGGAACAACUGAAUAAGAAGAAACGUGAUAAAUUCCGUGAAAUGCUUGAUGAUCUGCAGCAGGUAACAUUAACUAGCAGUUGGAAGGAAGUGAAGAAGAUAAUCAAAGAAGAUCCUAGAUACACCAAGUUUUCUUCAAGUGAAAAGUGUGAACGAGAGUUUAGAGACUAUAUGAAGGAUAAACUUGGUCUUGCAAAGGUGGCUCUGAAGGAGCUUUUGCAAGAAACAAAACUUAUAACACAUAAAUCAUUAGCCACUGUGAAAGAAAAUCCACAACAUUUAACUGAAAUUGAGAACCUAUUAACCAUGGAUAAAAGGUAUUUAGUUUUAGAACAUUUAGGUACUGAAAGGACUAAUAUAGUCAUGAACUAUUUAGAAGAACUUGACAAGAGGGGGCCGCCGCCUCCUCCUACAGCAUCUGAACCUACACGAAGACUUAAGUAGAUUUUACAAAGGCAAUAUUUAGUUGCAUACAAAUAAUGUUUUUAUAGUAAAUA